ACAUCAUUCGAUUCUGUCCAUUGGCUAAAAAGUGGAUCAUGGGCUCGGCCCACAGCCUAUUGGACGGCACGGGAGCAGGCCGGCCCAUGGGCCAAUCAUAUGGCAGCGCGUGAGAUUGUAGACACCGGUCGGAGACCGGUGCUGGGCUCUGCAGGUUUGACUCUAGCCUCUCGGCCAUGGCCUCGGAGAAGCCUCAGGACCUAGUCGUCACCUGCACCGCUCCGGUCAACAUCGCGGUUAUCAAGUACUGGGGGAAGCGAGAUGAAGCACUGAUCCUGCCCAUCAACUCCUCGCUGAGUGUCACUCUGCAUCAGGACCAGUUAAAAACCGUCACAACUGCUGCCAUCAGCAAGGACUUCACCGAGGACCGCAUCUGGCUGAAUGGCCAGGAGGAAGAUGUGGGACAGCCACGGCUCCAGGCCUGCCUGAGGGAGAUUCGCCGCCUGGCUCGGAAGCGGAGGAGUGCAGGGGACGGGGAUGCACUUCCCCUCAGCCUCAGCUAUAAGGUGCAUGUGGCCUCCGAGAACAACUUCCCCACGGCUGCAGGCCUGGCAUCCUCAGCAGCGGGCUAUGCCUGCCUAGCCUAUACCUUGGCCCGGGUCUAUGGGGUCGAGGGGGACCUCUCUGAAGUGGCCCGGCGGGGCUCAGGCAGCGCGUGCCGCAGUCUUUAUGGGGGCUUCGUGGAGUGGCAGAUGGGGGAGCAGGCAGAUGGAAAGGACAGCAUCGCCCAGCAGAUAGCCCCAGAGUGGCACUGGCCCCAACUCCGAGUCCUCAUCCUUGUGGUGAGUGCCGAGAAGAAGCAGAUGGGCAGCACUGUGGGCAUGCAGACCAGUGUGGAGACCAGUACCCUGCUCAAGUUCCGGGCUGAGUCCGUUGUGCCUGAGCGCAUGAAGGAGAUGACCCGCUGCAUCCGAGAGCGGGACUUCCAGGCCUUUGCCCAGCUGACCAUGAAGGACAGCAACCAGUUUCAUGCCACCUGCCUUGACACCUUCCCGCCCAUCUCCUACCUCAAUGACACCUCCAGGCGCAUCAUCCAGCUAGUGCACCGCUUUAACACACACCACGGGCAGACAAAGGUGGCGUACACAUUUGAUGCGGGCCCCAAUGCUGUGAUCUUCACCCUGGAUGACACUGUGGCUGAGUUUGUGGCAGCUGUGAGGCACAGCUUUCCCCCUGCAACAAAUGGGGACAAGUUCCUAAAGGGGCUGCCAGUGACGCCUGUUCUUCUCUCCAAUGAGCUGAGAGCGGCACUGGCUAUGGACCCCAGCCCUGGAGCUAUCCAGUACAUCAUUGCCACUCAGGUUGGACCAGGGCCUCAAGUCCUAGACAACUCACACGCUCAUCUUCUAGGCCCAGAUGGCCUGCCCCAACAGGACCCCUGACCUCUUCCAUGCCCAAUCCCUCGUGCCAUUGGAGAAAGGGUUGCUCACUGGGACUAGGGAGCUGGUGUGCUGACUGGCCAUACCUGUGGGGUUGCUUGGUAAUAAUGCUGGACUGGGGGACCAUGAGUGGUGAUGAGCAUCUGUCCAGGCAGCCGUGGGGGUGGGAAUCCCCUUUCAAGUGCCUCAUAUUCCCUGCUGGUUUCUGAAGGGCUUCCUGAAACACUCCGUGGAUCUUUCUGUAUUCCAGACGGGAGCUCAUUAGGGAAGGGGCGUCCCAUUGAAGAGGCUCCUAGGGCCUCAGUAACAAGCUACGCUUGGAGAGUGAUGGCUGGCCUCUGCUGAGACUCAGACUCCUCAGCUCGGGCCACACCAUGGAUGGAAUAUUUCUUUAUAAAGACCAGUGCCCCCUCCUCUUGAGGGUAGAGGCUGUUAAGCCGCCAGGGUGGGGUCCACUGUGGGUGUGGGUGCUUCAUGAAGGUGCAGGUAAUGGACCUGAUGGCCCCCAGAAUAAAGUGUGCUGCUGCCUGCCU
This is a messenger RNA of Peromyscus eremicus (cactus mouse), 1912 nucleotides long. RefSeq names its product mevalonate diphosphate decarboxylase (gene Mvd). The record is from RefSeq and is a predicted model, not a curated record. Gene Ontology annotation, molecular function: diphosphomevalonate decarboxylase activity; ATP binding. NCBI's taxonomy places the organism in Eukaryota, Metazoa, Chordata, Mammalia, Rodentia, Cricetidae. The transcript is spliced from 10 exons. Gene Ontology annotation, biological process: isopentenyl diphosphate biosynthetic process, mevalonate pathway; isoprenoid biosynthetic process. Bases 177 to 1382 code for a protein of 401 amino acids. Gene Ontology annotation, cellular component: cytosol.